AUGAGUGAUCCUGGAAGAUCAACGUUUUCUGCUAGUAAACCCCUAGAAGAAGGGGGUGGAGGAAAACUACCACCAAUUUCAUUUUUUUCGUCUUCUUUACCACCUCUUAAAACUGAUAUUCCGGAAUUAUCGUUUUACGGAAGCACCUCUUACGCUUCGCCUAAUAAGAGCUUUCCUUCGCCGCAAAUGAUGUGUUCUCCUGUUAUGUCUAACGUAUCGAUAGGCUAUCCUACAAGUGUGAAUAGUAUUCCGUCUCGAAGCUACAGCGUGCAUGACGACUCGGAGAGUAAUAUGCAGAAAAAACCUAUUAAUUCUACUAAUAAUCAACCCUCAUCUAGUAACGUCUCGUUACUUCCCAAUCAAAAUGCCCGACUGUCCAAUAUGACCAAAGAACCUAUGCGUGAUUUUGAAAGCGUUCCUAAUUCCCCUCAUUUGUUCACUGCUUCCUCGUUACCUUCACCGAAGUCGGUACCAAAUUUAGGUGAUGCUUCACUCGCGCGAUCGAUGAUUGGCGAUCAUGAUUAUCAACGAAGUAACCGUUCAGACGAAGCACUUUUUAAAAACUAUGGAGAUUCGCAAGAAGUUGAAGGGCUUAUUCAACUAAAGCCUGUUAAUUCUUCUCAGUCUCUAACGAAUGAGGAUGAGGCGAACAAAAAGAAUGUUCAAAUCAUAACAGAAUCUCCUCCUGUAUCGAAAACUGUAAAUGUUAACUCUAAAGAUUCGAGCAAAACUCCCAAAAACAACUCUGGCGCUCGUAAAACUGAACCAAAGGCGAAAGCCUCGCCUCGAAAGCAAAAAAAUGCAUCGCCGGUUUUGCUCAAUUUAGAUGAUUUUCAACAAGUUAUUCGAUCCAAAGAGAAGAAGUCGAGUUUGCUCGUCAAUCUGCUCACAACCACUGACGAUUAUGCAAGCCUUGUAAAUGAUCCAUACAAAGUCAGUCCGUUGGAAUCUACGAGUCAUGAGCUACCUCAAAAUUCUAAUGUAAAUAAAGCUCCCGAUAACUCUAAGAAAUUGCCUGUCAAAACAAGCAAUGAUUUUCAUGCCAUUAUUGAGCAUAAACCUCUACCUCCAAUUGCACCUCGUAGGUCCGCACCUUCUCCUGCUCUGCACUCUGGAAAUCUCGCGCCUUAUUCUCAACCUUCAGCAAAUCAUAAUGGUCCACUCGAUCAUUCUAAUAAAAUGCUUCAUGGAGCAACAAAUAGAAGUUUUAAUAAUUCUUCUCGGAUAUCACCGACUAUCCGCGAUGUUAUUCAGGACAUGCCUGUUUCUGAUCCUUAUGGAAUGACACGAGCACGUGUGCCAUCCCAGCCUUCAGUUCCGAGAACUGACAAUUAUUCUCAACAGUCUUUGCUAUUGAGCAAUGCAGCUGUUAUGAAGCAUAAUAAUCUAGAUGAUACUCAUCUGAAUGUGUCACCUGGAAGUUCCGAGAGUCUGCAUCAUGAAAUGUUGUGGUCUCAUCAUAUGCAUAAUGCCCAGCAGCCCGUAAUGGAAAAGAGUUUCGAUGCAAGGGUCCAUUCGGAUUAUCAGAUGCCCAACUUGAACUACCCCCCGGAAGAUAUUUUGUAUGCUGACCACAGUACGAAAAAUGCUGUUGGUUUACCCUACUUGCCGGAUCGUCUCAAUAAGAUAUUACCCAGGAUGAGUGAUGUUCGAGAUGAGACGGCUCAAGGUCCUAGGAAAGAUACUAACAUUUAUAAAACAAUCAUUGAUUAUCUUGUAAAAGAAAAUGAAGAAUAUCGCACAGAGGUGGGUAGGUUACAAUCAAAGUUGAACGGGCUACAAGGAGAAAUAACUACUCUCAUGAGGGAGUUAUCCAAAAUGAUCAAUGCCUCCGAUGAUUCUGAUUCGAGUCAGGAGACAAUAGUUGAUGAACAGAAACGGAGAAAAAAAACUGGUACUAGGAGGAAACGGAAAGAAAAGCUCGGCAGUACCGAAGCUAGUCGUUCUCUUUCACCUGAUUCUGUUUUCUCUCCUGCUGAUAUAAAAACUCGCGGUCCUAGGAGGAAAGGAAGGCCUCUGCUGAGAAAAAAACAAUCACCAGUUCUGGAUUAUGAAGUCGAUACUGAGGACAUGAAGUCUAUGGUUGAGUUUCAUAAGAUUGAGGAACCUGUUGUUGUCGAGUCGAAGAUCAAAAGGACAAGACAACGAAGGAAAAAUUCAGAUGAUGCUCCGGGCGCUGAGCCUAAGCGUCGACGAAUCACAUCAAAGCAACGUGAUAGCUCUGCAGAAGACAGUGGUAUUAUCAGCAAAAUUGGUGAAAUACUGGCUGGAGUAGAACACGAAAGGGAUAAGUCACCAGAAUUAGGUGAAGAUCAACCGAAAACUAGACGAUCUAGUCGUCGUACAGUUCGUAAUCGUUUCCUUAGUCCCGUUGACGAUGUUUUGGCUUUCGAUAAGCCUGCCGUUCCAUUUCCUGUUCGAACGAGCGAGUUUGAACCAACACCAGGUUUGGAAGAACCUGCAGAAAUAAGCCUCACAAGUUCCGUACCUGAGUCGCCAGAACUUUCUCAAACCGGGUGCUGCUAG
Messenger RNA from Auanema sp. JU1783, 2526 nucleotides. The record is from the annotation of a GenBank genome assembly. Lineage: Eukaryota; Metazoa; Nematoda; Chromadorea; Rhabditida; Rhabditidae.